Molecule: messenger RNA, 2765 nt
Organism: Arachis stenosperma
Lineage: Eukaryota; Viridiplantae; Streptophyta; Magnoliopsida; Fabales; Fabaceae
Product: zinc finger CCCH domain-containing protein 32
Exons: 7
Coding region: 417-1457 (346 amino acids)
Molecular function (GO): mRNA binding; metal ion binding
Source: RefSeq, a predicted model, not a curated record
AAAAAAAAAAAAAGAAAGAAAAAAAGAAAAAAGAAAAAAAAUGGAGCUGGAAAAAAGCCUACACCAGACCGUACAGUCCUAGAGAGAGAGAAAGAGAAAGCACACGAAACACACGCUCCGUUACAGUCUUAGAGAGAAACAAAACCCAUCUCUGUCCAUCUCAGUCUCUCUCUCUCUUUCUUUUUCGGAUUCGCGACGCAAACCCCAGCGGCUAAGAGAGCGGACGUAUCCGAUCUUCUUCCUUCCCUCUUCCUUCCAGAACAUUCUAGAACCCUCCACGAUCCCCGUUCUCUGUAAAGCACACAGCAAUAACACACGUCCCUUUCUCUCUCAGACUCUCACUUGUUACACUCUAAACUUGUACAUAAGCUUCUCCCUAAAAAACAAAAAGCAGAAAGAAACAAAACCUUGCUUCCAUGGAGCUUUACGGUCGCAACCCGGGGAGGAACGGGUCGAACCCGGGGAAUCAGCCCGAAUGGCGCUCGCCGGGCCCCGAUACUGGCCUCGAAGAAUCAAUGUGGCAGUUGACGCUGGCUAGCAGCGAAUCGUACCCGGAGCGACCCAGUGCUCCGAAUUGCGUGUAUUACAUGCGAACCGGGUACUGUGGAUAUGGUGCAAGGUGCCGUUACAAUCACCCUCGUGACCGUGCUGCGGUUGCUGCGGCUGUAAGAGCAACAGGGGAGUACCCGGAAAGAGCGGGGGAACCUCCAUGUCAGUAUUAUCUAAAAACUGGAACAUGUAAAUUUGGUGCAUCCUGUAAAUUUCACCAUCCAAAACAUGGAGGUGGAUCUUUGAGCCAAGCACCGCUAAAUAUUUAUGGAUACCCAUUACGGCCGGGUGAGAAAGAAUGCUCCUAUUAUUUGAAAACGGGGCAGUGCAAAUUUGGUGUGACUUGUAAAUUCCAUCAUCCUGCUGCUGGCACAUCAUUGCCGGCUUCUGCACCUCAAUUUUAUCAACAGGUGCAAUCUCCUACGGUUCCUCUGCCUGACCAAUACGGGGGAGCAUCCACAAGCUUGAGAGUGGCUAGGCCUCCUAUGUUAGCUGGUUCAUACGUUCAAGGGGCUUAUGGUCCUGUACUUCUUUCUCCAGGAGUUGUUCCAUUUCCUGGAUGGAGUCCUUAUUCGGCACCUGUUAGUCCUGUGUUAUCUCCUGGUGCUCAACCUGCUGUUGGGGCUACUUCUCUAUAUGGAGUGACCCAAUUGUCUUCAUCAACAUCAGCUUUUGCUAGGCCAUAUACUCCACUGCCCUCUUCUAUUGGCCCCUCAGGCAGUGGUCAGAAGGAGGAAGUUUUUCCUGAACGUCCUGGCCAACCUGAAUGCCAAUACUAUCUUAAAACAGGGGACUGUAAAUUUGGAUCGGCUUGUCGAUAUGAUCAUCCACGGGAUAGGGGUGUGACACGACCACUUCUCAGCCCCAUUGGUCUUCCUCUUCGUCCGGAUAUUUCGCGACAUAAUUGAAUCUAUGUAUUGUACGCUGAUCAUGAAAUUUAAGGGAUUUAUUUCUUCUCCUUUUGAACUAUAGUUUCCCAUAUAAGAGGGUGAAACAUGCAUAUGGCUUGGAGAACUUUAUAAAGUAUUUACUUUUUUACUUGGGGCAUGUAUCUUGGCAGUUUGUUUGAGACAAAUAAAAUACAUGCCUGGGGCAAAGCUACAUUGACAUCUAGUGUCUGUAUGCAAAACGCAUGACCCCCUAUAUUUUUGGCUAUUUGAUAAAGCGAAGAUGUUAAUUAAAGAUGUGUGUUUUCCUUCUCUCGCUAUAUCAGCUGAUAUUGUCAUGUUAAAAAACCACUUCUCUGACUCUGGACAGCAUUGACGUAUGCUGAAUUCCUGUUUUGACCAUUUACUUGUGUCAGGCCACAGUUUUUUGUUGUGUUAUGCAUAUCUGCACAAUGAACCCAUGUUUGCAAAUGACUUUUUGAAACAUCUUUAUGUACUUGUAUGUUGAGCUGAUAAAUAUUCCAACUUAGGGUAUGACACCGGGACUUAUUGAUUAUUCUGAGAAGAAACUUAUAUUAAUAGGAUUAGGAAUAAGAAGUCUCUGAGGGUAUCAAGUACCCAUGUGUGGCAUUUAAGUCAUAACCCUGACCUCAGUUGCACAAGGUCAAACUUGAUAGUGAUAGGAAUCAAAAGUAACGGUCAUAGUGCUAUAAAUGAUGAAUAAAGAAGAUGCUAUCAUUUUUGUAAUUCCCUGCUUAUAUUGGCUUCUCAAGAUAUCUUUUUAGCUGUAGUAUUACCGGUGUUCAGGGAUAGGAAUCUGAUUGAAUGAGUUAAUAUAAUUCUGCUAUCUUUGGUUUUCUGAUAACUAUAUAGGUAGGUAUCAUCUUUUGAUGCAGGACUUCUUUUUGUUCAUUUAUUCCUUGUUUUAAUUUUUGAUUGUUGACAUAAGUGAAUCCUUUGUUGAUUACUGUAUUAGACAGUAUUAGUAUGACAAGUUCGUUAGAGGACAUGCUGUUUUUGUUUCAUACUUGUUUCCUUUCUCAUUAUAACCAUAAACCAUUCAAAUCAAUAAUACUCUCUCUCUCUCUCUCUCUCUCUCUCUCAAGAAGGUUACUUAAUAGUUCUUAUUGAUACCUCUUAAGUGCAUUGGAUUUGUUCUCACUUAGGUAGUCUUACAUAGUUUGAGAUUACUAGUAAAAAGCAUAUCUAAUUCUGCCUGUUCCUUUUAAUCCUGUUGCAGAUGUUUUAAUAAUUUGAGUUACUUGUUUCUGCAUGAUAAUGCAGUGCAGCAUUAUAAUUGAUGCACUUUCAUUGGAAGUUUUUCUUAAU